GGUAAUGAAAUUCCAAUUUUAUCCUUUUUGUUUUUUUUUUUUGGGUCAAACGCGCGCCGGCAAGUCAGUACUUUAGCCAGAGAGUGUUUCCUCACCGGCUUAGUCAAACCCUAAACCCCUAAAUCGUUUGAGGCGGAUCGAUGGAGGGAGUAGAGAAGUUUUUCAGCAAGAUGGUGACAGAUGCGAAAUCGGCAGCUUCUUCAUCCUCCUCUUCUCUUUCUGAUUUCGCUGAUAAUCUAAUCCAGGAGAAACGAGCCGGCGGCGGCGGAAACUCGACUUCAUACGAAAGUUCUGGAAUUUUGGUCACAAGACCUCCCAGUGGAGUAUCGGCGUGGACGUGUUCGAAGCUGUGCGCGGUUUUCUUCGUAGCUGGAGUGUUUGUGGGUUAUACGCUUAAGAGACGUGUCCGAAGCUGGGCUUCUAAACUUCUCAGAAAAAUCAGAGAUGAUUGAUUAAACUCCAUACCCUCUCUCUCUCUUCUCCUUCUUGAAUGCGUUUUAGUACCCGAUUUACUCUUGUGCUCAAGGCACUCUUUUCUUUCUUGUUUAAUAUUCUCAUCCUCUUGUCACAGUUUGUGGACCGUAAUGGAUAUAGUGAUUGGGAUCGUCACCUCUUGAAAGACACUUAUUUGUAACAAAUAGUUUAACUUGAGUUAACUAUUGAUGCAGCAAA
This is a messenger RNA of Raphanus sativus (radish), 672 nucleotides long. RefSeq lists its product as uncharacterized. The record is from RefSeq and is a predicted model, not a curated record. NCBI's taxonomy places the organism in Eukaryota, Viridiplantae, Streptophyta, Magnoliopsida, Brassicales, Brassicaceae. The transcript has 2 exons. The coding region runs from base 141 to 452 and encodes 103 amino acids.